Molecule: messenger RNA, 1014 nt
Organism: Trypanosoma rangeli
Lineage: Eukaryota; Euglenozoa; Kinetoplastea; Trypanosomatida; Trypanosomatidae
Exons: 1
Coding region: 1-1014 (337 amino acids)
Source: RefSeq, a predicted model, not a curated record
AUGGACUAUGUUGUCCUCACUCCCACUGAACUCAUCUUGUGGAGAGAGAAGACGGGGCCGACGAUACGCAAGGUGACGGAUUUGCUGCUGCGAGGAGGCGCUAUUGGGUUUCUGGAGAUGGAGCGAAACCUGCAAGUGGGCUCGGAGGUGAAAGGCAAACUCUCCUCGGGUAAAAGGCGCGUUAACCCUGUGCUGUUUAAGUCUAUUAUGAGCAAAUCUGGGGUACUGUUGACCCCGGAUGAGUAUAGAAAUCUUCGGACGGCCUACUCGGAUGAGGGAGGUUUUCUCGUAGAUGCGUUCCUCGAGCUUGUCUGCCCCUUGCGAAGCCUUGGAGCUCGUGAGGCGGACAUUCUGCGAGACAUGUGUGCGGAUGGCAUGGGUGCCGCUACUUCCACGUUUGCCUUGGAUGAUGUGGUGCACACGCUUGAGAACGUACUUUCGCCGGGCGAUACCGCCACCGCGGGCGAAAGCGGUGAUACGGCACCGUUUUUUGCAUCUGUGCUGAUGGAACUACAGAUGGUCUUCACCCCUUUGCGGUACCCCAAAGGUUUUGUUCCGCCGCAGGACGUGAUGAAUGCCUUUGCCGCCGUACUUCUCAACAGUGCGGGUGCCGGAGAGUCACUCUUGAAGUGCCUUGCCACGGUGAAGCUGCCCCCCGCAUCCUUAUUGCCUGCUUCACCUGAGCAGUCUCCCCAUGUUACGGCGUCGAGCAACGCAAGUCGGCAGCCGCGCGGGUACGACUACUACACCGACCGCGAUAACCGAGAUGAAUGGAUCUGCGGGAGAGAGGAGGCUCCACCGCGGCCGAUGUAUCAGCGCCACCUUCCCGGUUAUGGGGGACACCUGCCCACGUACAUCAGUAAAUUUGGCCGGUCGUUUCAUCCGAUUGAGGAGUCCAUGCCGGAGCUCUCACGUCCGAAGGCCCAGCCGGGGCUGGUACCUGCCGAUCGCUACGGUCCUCCAGUGGAGUUAAAGGGCACCUGGUUAAAUCGGCACCACUUUAAGCUGGCCUAG